Fusarium verticillioides 7600 is the source of this 1922-nucleotide messenger RNA. RefSeq lists its product as hypothetical. Lineage: Eukaryota; Fungi; Ascomycota; Sordariomycetes; Hypocreales; Nectriaceae. The transcript has a single exon. Bases 35 to 1501 code for a protein of 488 amino acids. The record is from RefSeq and is a predicted model, not a curated record.
AUCAGUAUCAUUCUGCUCUUUUGCAAUCAUCACAAUGUCCAACCCUGUAUCGGACAACGGACCUAGGUCUACUAGACCCCGUCCUGCCAAAUCCGGCAUCGACAUCAAGCUCGACCAGCACUGGAGCUCAAAGUCGUAUACUUCUGGCUCCAAGGUCACAGGAAACGUCAUCAUCAACACCCAGCGCGAUGUUGCUUAUGAUGGCUUUGACAUCUUCUUCACUGGCACUGCCUACACUCGUGUUGACUUUGUCAGCCAAUAUUCCAGCGCCAACUACGCUUCUCGUCCUUUCAUGAAGCUCCGCAUGCCUCUCAGCCCGGCAGAUUUCCCCAGCAAUCGUGUCUUCGAGGCUGGCCGCACAUAUACAAUCCCCUUCCACUUUGUUGUUCCCCACCAGCUUACCCUCAGCGCAUGCAACCACCCCGUGGAGCAUGAGGGUAUCAGGGACCACCACCUUCAGCUCCCCCCUACCAUGGGAUUCUGGGAGCGCAACGAUCAGUCUCCUGACAUGGCUCACAUCGAAUAUGGCAUCCGUGCCGUGGCUACCAAGAACAGCGAGGAGGAGGGCCGAACUUUGCCCCUUGAUAGCUUCCACAUGGUCAAGGUUCUCCCUGCCAUGCCCGAGGAUGCUCCUCUUGAUAUCUGCACCAAGGACGAGCGCUACUGUCUCUCCAAGACAAAGCCUAUCCGCAAGAACCUCUUCUCUGCCAAGCAGGGCGAGCUCGUCACUACGGCUUCUCAGCCCAGUGCCAUUAUGCUCUCUGGAAACUUCCUCAACGCCAGCGGUACCAACUUGAAGGUCAACUUCGAGUUCAGCUCCAUCUCCAAGGAUGUUACACCUCCCAAGGUCAACUCCGUUAGCGCUAAGCUCCACGCAACCACUUUCUUCAGCAGCGCUCCCAUGACACAGCUCCCUAACUUGGGUUCUCGCGUCAAGCACCAGGGCACCCCAUCGCUCACUUACUCCACCACCACACCUGUCCCCAUGCGACCUGAUACCCAGCUCACGUGGGAGGAUGAAGCUCCUGCUUCUCGACGGGACUCUGGCUACGACAGUGCUUUCUUGAAUGAAGGAGAGACAUCUGAGUCUGAUGAUACCCAGCGCAACAGAAAGGCCAGCAAGUACAAUGUCCGCCGCUACGCCACUCUCGAUGUUCCUUUCAACCUCCCCACUUCCAACAGCAAGCUCUUCCUCCCUACCUUCUACUCGUGCCUCAGCGCCCGCGCUUAUAUCCUCCACCUUACCCUAUCUGUUGGUCCCAUGAACACCAACAUCAACCUCAGCAUCCCCAUCCAGGUGGCUGUUGAGAAUACCUACGACUACAUCGACGACGAUGAGCUUCCUUCUUUCGACGCUGCCAUCGCCGAGGCUGAAGAAGCCGAUGUCGAUCUUCACCUGCAGCCCCGCCUCAUGCAGGUUCCUGAUGCCCGAUUCCAGGGCAACAGCGUGCUUCCUGGCUACGAAGACAUGCGAAUGCGAGCCCAAGUGGCAGUUGCCUAGAUGGCAGCAACUUUUACAAGCAAGACAACUUAAUGGAUAUUUAAUGGAGGAGGAUCUGUUCCAAAAAGUUCUUAUGAUACCACGUUUCCAAAAAAGAAGGAGGAGAUGGGAAAUUUUUAUGACCUUUGUUUUUUGCAUUACUCAGCGAGGAGUUUUCGAGUUUUUUUCCCCAAAAAACGAUUCGAUUUUCUGCCAAGAAUGGUUCUUGGCAUCUUUUGGAGUUUAGAGGACGUUGCAUAUACAUACAAGCAUUAUACAGGGGGUGCAUUAUUGGGAUUACAUAAAAUGGGAAUCGGACACCGCAUUCCGAAGCGAGUUUUACUAUGUUAGAGACGUGGAACCACCACAUGAUCCUUUUUGUUAUAGAAGAAUAUGAUAAUCUUCCAACAUUUCUUGCUUUCUUGAUGUGAUCUGCUGUUCU